CAUAUAACUUUGCACAAUCUCUCUUUCCUAUUUCACCUCCACUUCUUCAUUCUCUUUCUCUCCCCUUUCUCUCUCUCCAUAAAUAUAUAUAUAUAUAUAUAUAUAUAUAUAUAUAUAUCGUCAGUAUACAACUGAACGUUCUCCAAAUCUGACCCACAGCACCCCACACAAUUUCCAUAACAGAAAUGAAUUUCGAAACUACUUAAAAGCACGCCAGUCCAUCUUCCUCCUUUCAAUAUCUCCUUUCUUUCUCUCUCCCUAUAUUUAUAAAAAUAUAUAUAUAUAGACAUAUACAUAUACAUCCGAGUUUGUUGUUGUCUAUGAAAGAUGGCCCGGAAUGUUCGUUUGGCAUUUAUCUUUGUUAUAGGGCUGAUUGUCUUUUUGGCUUCUCUGUACCACAAUCUCUUCCGUGAAGAACUUUCCGGCGACUACCUCCGCCUGCCUCCGGUCGAUUUCAGAGGUCAAUACGAUAAUACAAAGACCGGCGUCAAUUACGCCAUCCAAGAGGUGCCCAGCCCGCUCACCAGCCGUCACGUCUCCCCCAAUUCCGCAAUCCAAGAGGUGCCCAGCCCCAGCCGCCACCAGAGCAGUCGUCACGUCUCCUCCGUACCGGACACCAUAUCCUCCGUCUCGAUUCUGUUUCCGGGAUGGGACGUUCUCGUCGUCGUCUCGCCGGAGACACCGUUGCCAUCAGGUACCGGCGUGGACGACUACAGGUGUGUCUUCCAGAAUAACGACACGUCUCCGGCGAGACCAGGAAGGAGAGUCACCUUCAAUCGCAGGACGUUCAAGUGCGAGUUGCCGAGAAGAGUCCGGCGUCUCCGGCCUUACCUCCAGCCGAUUCUGACACGAUCAGCGGAGUUUCCGCCGGAGAGAGUCUCCCCGGCGCCUCAGCUGCAUUGGUGGAACUUCCUCGUCUACGAGUCCCUCUCCACUGAAAACGACGUCAUCUUGUUCGCCAAAGGCCUCAACAAUCGCCAGGGAGUCAACAGAACCCCGACGGAUCUCCGUUGCGUGUUCGGCGACGACGGCGUCUCCACCGCCGUCACCACAUCAAUACAAGAGGUCUUCCGCUGCAAACGGCCGGAGCCGACGGCCGUCCCCUCCUCAUCCGGCACGGACGAAAACGAGCGAAUCAAAAUCUCCCUCGAAAUUUCUGAAGGAGAGAAGCGUGUCCUGCCCUCCCUGGCCUACCACGCCCCGCGGCGCAAGUUAGCAAGCCAGCAGCCAAAGUCGCUAAUAUGCGCGUGCACCAUGGUGUACAACGUAGCCAAGUUCUUGAGAGAGUGGGUUGUUUAUCACUCCAAAAUUGGGGUUGAGAAGUUCAUAUUGUAUGAUAAUGACAGCGACGAUGAUUUGGAAAAAGUGGUUGAAGAGAUGGUUCGAGAAGGUUACAAUGUCAGCACAUUGUUUUGGAUUUGGCCAAAGACGCAAGAAGCUGGAUUUUCUCAUUGUGCUAUAUAUGCCAAGGACUCGUGUACUUGGAUGAUGUACAUUGAUGUUGACGAGUUCGUGUACUCUCCCUUAUGGUUGAAUUCAUCACAACCGUCAAACCAGAUGCUAUCAUAUCUUUUGCCCGUUUGGAAUCCUGAUAUCGGACAGGUCAUGAUGAAUUGUUACGAAUUUGGACCGUCGAAUCAGAAUUCACAUCCGGUGUUGGGCGUGACACAAGGGUAUAAUUGUCGAAAAUUGGGCGAGAAUCGUCACAAGUCUAUUGUGUUGUUGGAAGCAAUAGAUGAUUCUUUGCUUAAUGUGAUCCACCAUUUUCAGUUGAAGCAAGGGUACAGGUCUAAGAAAUUCGGAACUCACAAAGUGGCGGUGAACCACUACAAGUACCAAGCGUGGCCUGAGUUCAAGGCCAAGUUUAGGAGGCGGGUGUCGGCCUACGUCGUGGAUUGGACAAGGUCAGUGAACCUCAUGUCGAAGGACAGGGCACCGGGACUAGGGUCCGCCCCGGUUGAGCCCCAGGGGUGGCCUCAGAAGUUCUGUGAGGUGUAUGAUGAUAGGUUGAAGGACAUGAGUCGGAGAUGGUUCGGGUUUGAGUCACCAUCAGGGCACCAAAUGGCUUGGCAGAGAUGAAACAGAGGCUUAAAUUAAAACCCCCCAAUUGAUGCAUUUUAGGUUGGUUAUUGACUUGUGAGGGUCAUCUCCGGUUCCACCAUUUUUAGGGUUUUAAUUGGUGGUGCAUUGUACACAUGCAUAUAAAGAAAGAAUACAGAUAUGGAAACAAAGUAGGGUCAAAGUUUUGAAUUGUUUUUAUUUUAUUUGUUUUACCUCCCUAUAUUCUGCUUAGGUUAGGGGAGAAAGCAAAUUCUUUUCUUGGUUCAAAAGGAAAAUUUUCUUGUUUCAAAAAAAGUUUGCGUGUAUGUAGAGAAAUGAAAUACCAUAUUUUAAUAUUAUUGAUGACUAAGAUUGGCUUAUAA
Cornus florida is the source of this 2423-nucleotide messenger RNA. Its product is annotated as glycosyltransferase family 92 protein Os08g0121900. Lineage: Eukaryota; Viridiplantae; Streptophyta; Magnoliopsida; Cornales; Cornaceae. The coding region runs from base 328 to 2079 and encodes 583 amino acids. The record is from RefSeq and is a predicted model, not a curated record. The transcript has a single exon.